Messenger RNA from Hymenoscyphus albidus, 1108 nucleotides. The record is from the annotation of a GenBank genome assembly. NCBI's taxonomy places the organism in Eukaryota, Fungi, Ascomycota, Leotiomycetes, Helotiales, Helotiaceae.
AUGUCUCAACCUAAAGCCAUUUUUGGCGCUGCACUUCUUGGAAUGAGCUUCAACGAUGUAAACGCUGUUGACGAUGUCCUAGACACGCUGUCGAGAUACGGAGCAAAUCAUAUUGAUACUGCGCCACGAUACCCGCCAUUUGAGCGUGGUACAUCUGAAAGAUUGCUAGGAAAUGCUAAUGCAGAAGCUAAGGGAUUUUCGAUCGAUAGCAAGGUCCUAGCUACUCCAGGUGGUGCCGGUGAACUGGAACCCGAAAAUGUGAAAAUCUCAAUUUCCGAUACUCUGGCUAGGCUCAAAUCUACUCAAGUGAGUCUUUCUCUUUCUAGCAAUAUCGUCUCGGCUUUUAAACACAAUCAAAAGUCACUACCGAUGGCUUGGAUUUCCCGUGCUGAGCAAUCUAAUGCAAAAACAGCUAGACGUUUUCUACUGUCAUAAGUUUGAUCCAAAAACACCACUUGAAGAGCAGACUGCAGGUCUAGACCAAUGCUUCAAAGCGGGGAUGUUCAAAAAGGUAUUGCAGCCCGCUUCGAGUGACUAAGGCUUCGUUAACGGAUUCAAGUUGGGUGUAGUAGGGUUCCAGCCAGACCAGCUGCAAGACUUUCUAGAGGUAGCCAGAAUCAACAAUCGUAUUAGACCCACUGUCUAUCAGGGGGAGUAUAACAACCUUACACGCGGAAUGGAGGAAAAGAUUCUUCCCCUGUUGCGAGCUCAAGGCAUCAGUUAUUACGCUCACUGCCCACUUGCGGCAGGCUUUCUUACUGGUAACUUUACGCAUGGAAAAUACGCUGGAACGCGAUACGCUACCGACCACCCGUUACACCAUGUCUUUCACGAGCGUUAUGAUAAUGAAGCGUUACAUCAAGCGCUUCUGGAGAUAGAGAAUGCGGGGGUGGAACACGGCAUUCCUGUGCAUGAGGUUGCAUUGAGGUGGAUAUUUCAUCACUCUUCUCUGGAGAAGGAGGAUGGCGUUAUCACCGGAUGCACAAAUUUGCAGCAGAUCAAGGAAAAUGGAGAACUCAUUCGGCGAGGCCCAUUACCAGAAGAUGUGGUGGAAAUAGUGGGUAAAGUUUGGAGGUCGCUCAAAGCAGAAAGAGGAGAACUGUUGUGA